Messenger RNA from Pediculus humanus corporis (human body louse), 1458 nucleotides. RefSeq names its product scavenger receptor class B member, putative. The coding region runs from base 1 to 1458 and encodes 485 amino acids. Lineage: Eukaryota; Metazoa; Arthropoda; Insecta; Psocodea; Pediculidae. The record is from RefSeq and is a predicted model, not a curated record. Gene Ontology annotation, molecular function: scavenger receptor activity. Gene Ontology annotation, cellular component: membrane; cytoplasm. The transcript is spliced from 8 exons.
AUGUGGGCCACAGAUCUCUUCACGUUAUUAGUACAUAAAAAUUUAAUUAUAAGUAAUAAUUCCAUGAGAUAUGAAGCCUGGAAAUCACCUCCAGUACACGCAUAUCUAAGAGUUUAUAUAUUUAAUUAUACAAACGUUGAAGAAUUUGAAAAAGGAAUCGAUAAAAAACUUCAAAUACAAGAAUUAGGACCAUACACGUACAUAGAAAAAUGGGAAAGAGUCGAUGUUAGAUUUAAUAAAAACGGUACGGCAACGUAUAAAGAUAAAAAAAUCUACAUAUUUUCACCGGAAAAUUCAAACGGUAGCGAAUCGGAUAUGAUCGUGGUACCAAAUCUACCAUUUUUGUCUGCUCUGUCAUUUUUAACGGAAGCAACGGGUUUGGUACGAUGGGCUUUGAUAAAAUUUUUAAAUGCGAUCGGAGCCGAACCUUUUAUUAGUUUAAACGCAUCAGAUUUUCUUUGGGGAUACGAAGAUAAAUUUUCAAUGUUGGCAAGAGGAUUUUUAUCAUUUCGUUACGAUUUACCAUUUAAAAAAUUUGGUAUUCUUUCUUCUAAAAACGGAACUCAAAAAGAUGUCGUAACGAUUUACACAGGAGAAAAAGAUCCAAGCAAAACUGGCAUAGUUGUUAAUUACGAUGGUAAAACUUCACUUAAUUAUUGGAAUUCUGUAGAAUGUAAUCGAAUCGACGGUACGGAUGGUACAAUUUAUCCUCCAUCAUUAGUUCAUCCGAAUUCGACGCUUUACAUUUACACAAAAGAUCUCUGUAGGAAAAUGCCGCUCACGUAUUUUAAUGAAUAUUUAGACAAACAUGGAAUUCCCGUUAUGAAAUUUCGAGUACCCGAAAAUGUUUUCGCAAGCGGUCACGUGGAAAAAGAAAAUCUUUGCUUUUGUAGUAACGAAAAAACCGGCGUCAAAUGUUUACCUUCUGGUAUUUUUAACGUCGGCCCAUGUGCUUUUGAAGCUCCCGUUGUUACGUCACUACCACAUUUCUUAUACGGGGAUCCGAUUUUAUUUAAUGGAUUGGAAGGUUUAAAUCCAAACGUUUUAAAUCAUGAAUCUUUUGCGGAAAUCGAUCCUAAACUCGGAAUACCCGUCGGUGGUAAAUCAAGAUUACAAUUAAACAUAAUGUUAAUUGGCGAUUAUGGUUCUUCCAUGAGAAAUCGAGCUUAUAAGAAUUUAACGCUGUUUCCGGUUACUUGGAUGGAUUACGGUAUCGAUCGUUUGCCCGACGACGUGUCAGCCAUGAUAAAAAGUCUUUUAGCUUUCAUAAAAGUUGCUCAAUUUUCUCUCUCGUACGGAUUUAUUAUAUGCACAAUAGUUUUCGGUAUAUUAUUCGUUAACGGAUGUCGUCACAGUUUCAAAUCCGGUGGUAGUUUUUGCCUUAUUUUAUCUAAACAAAACAAACAAAAACAAAAUCAAAGCGAAGUUCAACUUUUUAUAAUUAAUGAAAAAAGAUGA